AUGUCCUUUAGGAGGAUCUACAGGGAUAACCGAAAGGUGCCUCCUAUUAUAGGUCUCUUGACGAUAUGUUUUCUCUGGUGGUUCAUAGACCCUUCGGCCAGGCACAGCUUGCCGCUCCAGCCGGAAAUUUCACGGCCUUUCGGAACCUCCAGCGGUCAGGAUCAUACGCUGCCAAGCAAGGAUUCGCAGACACCGCAAAAGGAGACGAUUGCUUCUCCCAGUCCAAAUCAGCAUGAAAGGACAGCUUUGCGCGAGGAUGAUGUCCUGCUUAUCCUGAAAACAGGAGCAACAGUGCUAUGGAGGAGAUUGCCCAUCCAUCUCUCGACGUCCCUAGCGACCAACCGUGUCAGACCCAACGGCACCGUGAUCUACUCGGACGCCGAGGCUAGAGUAGGCAACCACACGGUCAUCGACAUCCUCGCCCAGCUGCCCAAGUCCGUCAAAGACUCGUCUGCAUUCGAGCUGUACCAUGCUAUCCGAGACUGGGAUGAGACCAACUACUACCUGGAGCAGACCGGCCUGCCUGGCGACGUCGAUUUCCACGAAGGGCCUCCGGGCGGCUGGCGGCUAGACAAAUACAAAUUCCUUCCACUUAUACAGCACGCCGGGAAGGAAUGGCCGCAUGUGAAAUGGUACAUCUACACAGAAGAUGACACCUAUCUCUUCUUUCCCAAUAUCCUCCUGUAUCUCUCCGAGUACGACCACCGCCAGAGCCAUUAUAUUGGCGGUCUGGGCGAGAAGCUAGGUACGACAUUCGCCCACGGCGGGUCUGGCUUUGCUCUAUCGCGCGGCGCGUGGGAGAAAUCGUUCGGCCGGGGUGGGGAUCUAGUGACCAAGUAUCAGAGCUUCGUGGAUGAGGCAUGCUGCGGCGACUACGCGCUCGGCAAGGUUCUCAACGACUACGACGUCUGGUUCGGGGACGGCAAGGAUGAUAGGAGUGACGGUGGCUCCUGGGGCUUUAAUGGCCUCCCGCAUUGGAAGAUUGAGUUCUCCAAGGAGAACUGGUGCAAGCCGGUGCUCACGUGGCAUCAUGCGCAUGUUCGUGACAUUGCCCGAUAUUAUGAAUUGGAGAAGUCUUGGGACUUCAGCAAACCACUCAACUACGGCGACUUUUACGCGGCAAUGAUUGCACCAUCCUUGUCCAAGCGCAAAGGAUGGUGGGAGAAUCUCUCCAGCCGGUACGAGGUCCACUCCACAUCCUCUGCAUCAGCUCCUCGACCCGAAGGGCAAUUCGAUCCGGACCUGUGGACCAAGGCAUGGAAGUCUGUCGACAGCUGUGAAGCAGCUUGCAGGGGCUGGGCCCAAUGCGUUCAGUGGUAUUAUUACGGUGACGAUUGUAAAAUGGACGACAGGAUCUUUUUAGGACAUGGAUAUCCUCAGGGAAUGCGAUACAGAAAGGACAAGCUCGAAUCAGUCAGCGGGUGGUUAACAGACAGAGUGGAAGCUUGGAAGUGUAGUUAA
This is a messenger RNA of Diaporthe amygdali, 1461 nucleotides long. RefSeq lists its product as uncharacterized. Gene Ontology annotation, molecular function: glycosyltransferase activity. The record is from RefSeq and is a predicted model, not a curated record. NCBI's taxonomy places the organism in Eukaryota, Fungi, Ascomycota, Sordariomycetes, Diaporthales, Diaporthaceae. The transcript has 2 exons. Gene Ontology annotation, cellular component: membrane. Bases 1 to 1461 code for a protein of 486 amino acids.